AUGGAGAUAACAGGACUUUAUCUCCAAUCCUCCAGUUCUGUCUUUCUAUUUGGGGCUCUGUUGGGCCUGCUGCUCCUCUACUUCAGUUCAUCCUCCAGCUUCCACUCCAAAGGAGACAGCAAGGAGCCUCCAGGACCAAAGCCACUUCCUCUACUGGGGAACCUGCUGCAACUCGACCGCAAGAUACCUUACAAUACAUUGGUGGAGCUUUCCAAGGAAUAUGGAUCGGUAUUCACUGUCUAUUUGGGGCCUAAGAAAGUGGUGGUCCUGGCAGGAUACAAAACUGUGAAGGAGGCGCUUGUAAAUCGUGCUGAUGAAUUUGGAGAAAGAGAUCCAAUACCUAUCAUGCAUGAAAGGAACAAGGGACAUGGUAUUCUGUGGUCGAAUGGAGAUUCUUGGAAAGAGAUGAGGCGUUUUGCCCUGACAAACCUAAAAGACUUUGGGAUGGGCAAGAGGGCCGGUGAGGACAAAAUCAUAGAGGAAUGUGACCAUCUCAUUGAGCUGUUUUUAAAAUUCAAAGGAGAAGCUUUUGAUACGACCCAGCCAGUGUACUAUUCGGUCUCUAACGUCAUCUGCUCCAUGGUCUACGGCAGCAGAUUUGAGUAUGACAGUCCAGUCUUUAAAUCCCUGUUAGAUCGCAUAAACAGACUCGGACCACUUCUGGGCUCUCCUUCAAUGAAGAUGUACAACCUGUUCCCGUGGUUUUGCAAAUGGAUUGCAAACAGGAAGGAGUUCCACAGGUUGGGGGAUGCCACCAGGAAACAGAACAUAAAGCUGUGCAGUGAUUUAAAAGAGAAUCUCACUCCAGAGACGUGCAGAGGUUUUGUGGACGCUUUUCUGGUCCGAAAACAAAAUCUGGAGGAGUCUGGGAUUACCAACAGUCACUUCCAUGAAGACAACCUUUUGAUGACAGUUUCCUAUCUGUUUUCUGCUGGCACUGAUACAACUGCAACAACGCUAAGAUGGGGACUUCUGUUUAUGGCCAGGUAUCCAAAAAUCCAGGACCAGGUCCAAAACGAGCUGAGUAGAGUUAUAGGAAGUCGUCAAGUACAGCUGGACGACAAGAGGAACCUUCCAUUCACCAACGCUGUCAUCCAUGAGACACAGAGACUGGCGAACAUUGCCCCCAUAGCCAUCCCUCACAGAACGAGCCAGGAUGUAACCUUCCAAGGUCACUUCAUUAAGAAGGGGACCACAGUAUAUCCUCUCUUGACUUCUGUCCUGUAUGAUGAGAACGAGUGGAAAAGCCCACACACCUUUAAUCCCGCCCACUUCCUCAACAAAGAUGGAAAGUUUGUCAAGCGAGACGCCUUCAUGCCUUUUUCUGCAGGUCGCAGGGUUUGUCUGGGAGAGAGUCUUGCCAGGAUGGAGCUCUUCAUCUUUUUCACCACCUUACUGCAACACUUCCGUUUCGCUCCUCCUCCUGGAGUGUCAGUGGAAGAAAUGGAUCUGACGCCACAAUUGCUCCUCUUCCAGGAUCCCCCAUCUCAUAAACUGUGUGCUGCACCUCGAAUGCCUCGAGAAGAAUGAUGGAUCGAGAAUUUAAAAGCAUGUGAUGAAAAUGAGAAGGAAGGAAAAUCUGAAAUGUUAUUGAACGCUGCUGAAAAUGUUAUACGUCUGAUAAAUUCCUUUAUGGCUACUUGUAUUGCUUGCAGGAAGAAAUCAUCACCCAGAUAUUACAAAGAAAGACAUUCUUGUAAACAGAUGUGUAAAAUGCAUUUGUAAUAUUUAGAUUUAUUAUGAUUAUAUGUGACCUUUGCAGCAGAAACUUUCAAACAACCCGAAUUGUUUCAGAAUACAGUAUCAGAGUUCUUAAAGGAGCAAUAUGCAAUUUUGACACCUAUUGUUUAAAAUUUGUACUGCAGUCCAAAUUCAAAGCAUUUUUUUGUGACAUUCGAGCAAGUUUGCGGGUCUAUCUUCUUCCUAAGAAAUAACCUGUCACACCUAGAAAAGUUAAUGUUUACCAUUGUUGUAACCACUGAAUUGGUCACUGCCUUCAAGCUGACUUCCUCUAUUGAUAGGCUUUCACGCUCGGGAAUAGUGUUUGGUCAUUGUUUUAGCAACAUUACAACACAAUUUUCUUCAAAUAAAUCAUGGGAAUAUU
This is a messenger RNA of Labrus bergylta (ballan wrasse), 2104 nucleotides long. Its product is annotated as cytochrome P450 2K1. NCBI's taxonomy places the organism in Eukaryota, Metazoa, Chordata, Actinopteri, Labriformes, Labridae. Gene Ontology annotation, biological process: xenobiotic metabolic process. The record is from RefSeq and is a predicted model, not a curated record. Gene Ontology annotation, cellular component: intracellular membrane-bounded organelle; cytoplasm. Gene Ontology annotation, molecular function: oxidoreductase activity, acting on paired donors, with incorporation or reduction of molecular oxygen, reduced flavin or flavoprotein as one donor, and incorporation of one atom of oxygen; heme binding; iron ion binding.